AUGGGAAAGAAUAGGAAAUCCAAGAGGCAGCUGAUCCGCGACGAGAAGCGCGCCAAGAAGCGCGACCGCGAUCUCGCCGACGACGAAGAGCGCUCCGCAAAGCGCCAGCGACACCACGAGGACGACGCGGCCGACGGCGGUAACCAAUUCGAGCAGUCCAACGAUUUCUACACCCUAGACCCCAAUGCUGACUUCAUCGCCUUCGAUGAUGAAGAGCAACCUCAAAAUGGCGCCCCGACCCACCGUGCCCGUGGUGGCAACUUUGAGCGCGAGUUCUUCGGCAUGCUGGCCGAGGAGGAGCAGGAAUAUUUCCGCCACGCCGACGAAUUACUCGAGUUGAACGAUUUUCCCUCAGCUGAGGAUCGCCACGUAUUUCUGCAGAGUGUCUACCGCGAGGCCCGUGGCAAGGAGCUCAAGCUGGCCAGCAGCCAGUCAUGCUCGCGCCUGAUGGAGCGUCUGAUCUUGCUAUCCGACGCUAAGCAGAAAAAGAGCCUGUUCGGCGCCUUCGGAGGACACUUCAUGACGCUUGUGACUCACCGUUUUGCGAGUCAUUGCUGCGAGAAGCUGUUUUUGAUGAGCGCCCCGAUCGUGACGGCCGAGUUAAGCGGAGAAGCAGAGAGCGGGGAAGCAGAUAAGGAUGUGGAGAUGGGGGAGGCCGGUGAAGAAGUGGCGGCCGAGGUUGCCGAGGCCAUGAAGAUGUCCAUGGAGGACUUGUUCAUGUUGACCCUGGACGAGUUCGAAGAACACCUGUCCUUUUUGCUAUCGGAUCGGUACGGGUCCCAUGCACUGAGAGUGCUGUUGGUGGUGUUGUCAGGGAGGCCACUGGCUCAAGCGGGGACCAAGUCACUCCUUCAAGGCAAGAGCAAGGAGUACGUCACAGUGGAAGGCGCAUCUUCCUUGACGAGCGAGCUCAACUCUCAAGCCAGGACGGUGCCGUCGUCAUUUUCCACGGCGAUCCAGAAAAUCAUCGGGGACUCGACGGCUACUCUAGAUUCGACGGCGCUGCGAGUGCUCGCCAAGCACCCCACCGGUAACCCUACGCUACAGCUCUUGCUAGAAUUGGAGCUAUCCUUGUCAUCAAAGUCGAAAAAGGCACCUCAGCCAAAGAAGGAAGAGGGCGGCAAGGCUGCCGAGGGUGAGGGCCAGGAUAGCGUAGUGUCCCUGCUCGACAGGCUUGUCCCCGAUGCCCCAGCCUCGUUCAGCGACGACAAGUCGCAGGCUUGCGAGUUUGUAAACGGCAUGCUUUAUGACCCGAUUGGGUCACGCCUCCUCGAGACUUUGAUCGCCCACUGCCCGGGCAAAGUCUUCAAGGGCCUGCUGGCCAACAUCUUCGGGCCUAGAAUCCAGAGCCUGCUCCGGAACGACAUCGCCUCGUACCCGGCCAUCAAAGUCCUCAACCGGUUGAGCAAGGAAGAUCUUGCAGAUGCCGUGCAAAAGUCACUCACCGAGAUCCCGUCCUUUGUCGAGAAAGGGCGGCUCAAUGUCAUCAAGACCCUUUUCGAGCGUUGCAAUGUUCGUCACGCCACCGCCGAGCUUGGCACUCUUCUCCAGGCCCUCACGACGGCAUGCGGCGGCAACUGGAAACACAUCGUCCCCAAGCUCUGCCUCCUCGCCGAACCCGAGCCGGAGCCCGAAUCCAAAGAAAAGAAAUUCCAAACGCCCGAGGCCAAAAGCAAAAGCGCCCUCCUAUCCCACGGCAGCCAAGUCGUCUCUACCCUACUCACCAUCCCCGGCCAGCCCACGAAAGCAAUCCAGCAAUCCCUCCUAUCCCUCUCGUCACCCCAGCUCCUCCGCAUGCACGGCAACGCCCUCGUCAACGAGAUCAUCUCGGUCCCGUCCAAGGGGGGGGCCACGACGGCGGUUGUGCCGUUCCACUUGAAGGAGAACAUCAUGGCCCAGCUAGAGCGCCACGAGCACGAGCUACGCGAGACAUGGCUCGGGAGGAACGUGUGGCGCACGUGGAGAGGAGACUUGUGGAGCCACCGACGGCAUGACUGGGUGAGGUGGGCAAAGGAGACGGAUCCCGAGGGAGCGCGGGUCGCGGCGAUGCCCAAGUUGAAGAAUGAGGGGGAGGAGAAGAAAGCGGCGUCGGGGGCGGGGAGUACGAAGUGGGAGGUUGAGGAGGAGGAAGAGGUGGUUGAGGAAGAUGUGAUGGAUGUUGAGAAUGGGGUGGGUGUUGAAGCUGAUCACGUGGGUGAGGUCGAACCCCCUGUAGAGUCGACGGUGGACGACAUACAAGAGAAGAAAGCCAAAAAGGAGAGAAAGGAAAAGAAAGAGAAAAAGGACAAGAAGGAGAAUAAAGAAAAGAAGGUAAAGGGCGAUGGUGGCGAAGAGGUGACAAAAGAGAAGAAGAAAAAGAAGGACAAGAAAAAGGCAACUGUCGAGGUGGAAGAGUCCGCUUAG
Molecule: messenger RNA, 2403 nt
Organism: Chaetomium globosum CBS 148.51
Lineage: Eukaryota; Fungi; Ascomycota; Sordariomycetes; Sordariales; Chaetomiaceae
Exons: 2
Coding region: 1-2403 (800 amino acids)
Biological process (GO): endonucleolytic cleavage in 5'-ETS of tricistronic rRNA transcript (SSU-rRNA, 5.8S rRNA, LSU-rRNA); endonucleolytic cleavage in ITS1 to separate SSU-rRNA from 5.8S rRNA and LSU-rRNA from tricistronic rRNA transcript (SSU-rRNA, 5.8S rRNA, LSU-rRNA); ribosomal small subunit export from nucleus
Cellular component (GO): nucleolus; 90S preribosome; preribosome, small subunit precursor
Molecular function (GO): RNA binding
Source: RefSeq, a predicted model, not a curated record